CCGGUGGACCACUGUGUGACGGGAGGUCGGCGCUAGGACCCGGCGGCCAGCGUGCGGUUGGCGGGACGUGGCUGUCCGUCCGUCGGUGGGUCGGUCGGUGUCGGUGCCGGUUGGCGGCCGCUCUCCCCUCACGCUGGCCGGGCGGGCGGCGGCGCCAUGGCGCUGAUGGAGAAGAGGAGCCCGGGCAAGGUGCUGCUGGACGACACGGUGCCGCUGCGCUGCGUGAUCGAGGCCAGCCAGAACCUGCAGUCGCACACGGAAUAUAUCAUUCGUGUACAACGUGGAGUUUCAGCAGAAAAUAGUUGGCAGAUUAUCAGAAGAUACAGUGACUUUGACAUCCUGAAUAGUAAUUUACAGAUCUCAGGCCUGAUCCUACCUCUACCUCCCAAAAAGCUAAUUGGAAAUAUGGAUCGGGAGUUCAUUGCAGAAAGGCAGAGGGGACUUCAGAAUUACCUGAACUUCAUCAUAACACAACACGUGCUAUCCAGCUGUGAGCUGGUUAAAAAAUUCCUCGAUCCUACCAACUACUCUUCCAACUACACUGAAAUCGCCUUGCAGCAGGUAUCAAUGUUCUUCCGAUCUGAGCCCAAUUGGGAAGUGGUAGAACCUCUAAAGGAAAUGGGUUGGAGAUUUAGAAAACGGUAUCUUUUAAUAAAAAGCAAGGACCAGCCCAAGGAGCGUCAAGUACUGAGCUGGGCGGAUCUCGGUCCUGACAUGUUUCUGUGCGAUAAAGACCUUCAGUCAGCAAUGAAACUUUUACCCUCUUGGUCGCACCCGUACAUAUAUCCCGUCACAUUCGCCACGGCUAGUGAAUCCUCUGGACUCGUCAUUCGAAUGUACAAUGACAAAGGAACACUGAGAGAUUAUAUCUGCAAGGCUAAACCAAAAGACUGUUUUAUGAAGAAAUACUGCAGUCCCAAGAAAAGCCAAGGACUUGAUCUUCAGCAGAUCAAAUUGUUUGGGCGACAAAUACUGGAGGUCUUGAAGUUUCUUCACGAAAAAAGAAUUCCAUACGGACAUCUUCACUCCUCCAAUGUGAUGAUUGAUGGUGAUGCAUGUAAAUUAUUGGAUAUAGAAAACUCAUUCCUGGGGUUACCCAGUUAUUAUAGGCCUUAUUAUACGCAGUCCAGGAAAAUAAAUACUACAGAAGCUAUUGAUGUGUAUUGCUUUGGUCACGUUUUAUAUGAGAUGACUUACGGCAAGCCUCCAGAUUCCGUGCCUGUGGACAGCUUCCCCUCUGCAUCUUCCUCGCAUAUAGUGUCUGUGUUGCAGUCCAUCCUGUCUGCAGAGGCCUGGAAAACAAGCAUGCCGACUAUUGCCCAGCUGUUAGAAACUCCGUUGUUUGUGGAUGUGAUGCUUAAUGCGGAGAAGCCCCAGUUUAAGAUACCUAGUAAGCUGAAAGAAGCUUUGAAAGCAGCAAAGGAGUGCAUGGAGAAAAGGCUAACCGAGGAGCAGAAAGCAAUUCACCGGCAUAAAAGACUGGCAAGAGCUCAGUCCCACCAUGGAUCGGAGGAAGAGAAGAAGAAAAGAAAGAUCUUGGCCAGAAAGAAGUCAAAGCAGUCUCUGACUGAGAAUGAAGUCGAUGACUCGGCGAAAAUCAACCACUCAAACAAUGCAAAUUCUGGCUCUGGCGCUAGUUCUCCCUUAACAUCACCUUCUUCGCCAACUCCUCCGUCAACGGCCGUUUCCUCCGUCCCUGCAGCUCCGGCUCUUCCCCCGUCUCACAAGUUGGAGGUGCCGCUGCCGUCAGAGUCCACGCCUCUUGCCAAUGGGACGGGCAGGGGAGCCUUACUCAGCUCCAUUCAAAGCUUUAAGAAGGGGCACCUAAAGCCAGCGACGACACGUGAUCACAACAUGCCCACCAUCAAAUAACACAAGCUGGCAUCCCAACGCCAGGGCUGUGUGGGGCGAGAGUCGAGCUACUGUACGGGACAAUCAUUCCUUUUGAUGAAGCUACAUGCAGUAUGUUGCAGCCAAUGUGUUUCCCUGGGGCACCCUCUGCCCCCUUGUGGUCAUUGCUAUAUUUCUAAACAUCUUCUCAUUAAGCACUUGUAACUGUGGAGCCAGCAAUCUGCAAUAAAUUUACCUUGCGGUAAUACAAAGAUGGCAGCAAUCUAAUUUGCAAUAAUGUAUCUUAAGAAUUUGCUGUAGUUUGACUGUAAUCUAACCUUGAUUUUCUGAAGAAAGUGCACUUUAAAGAUUUGUUUUACUGUAUAAACAAAAGAAACAGCUGUUUCUAUGCAGACAUUUUUCAUAGUAUAUGUACAAAUUUCUUGUAAACAAUGAUUAGAUAUUCAUUUAAUAUUUUAUUAAAAUAAUUAUCUUGGC
This is a messenger RNA of Leucoraja erinaceus (little skate), 2328 nucleotides long. It is a transcript of the gene pxk, whose product is annotated as PX domain containing serine/threonine kinase. Lineage: Eukaryota; Metazoa; Chordata; Chondrichthyes; Rajiformes; Rajidae. Gene Ontology annotation, molecular function: ATP binding; actin binding; protein kinase activity. Bases 157 to 1872 code for a protein of 571 amino acids. Gene Ontology annotation, cellular component: late endosome; early endosome; extrinsic component of endosome membrane. Gene Ontology annotation, biological process: protein phosphorylation; early endosome to late endosome transport; protein targeting to lysosome. The transcript is spliced from 18 exons. The record is from RefSeq and is a predicted model, not a curated record.